Messenger RNA from Gracilinanus agilis (Agile Gracile Mouse Opossum), 1041 nucleotides. RefSeq names its product von Willebrand factor C and EGF domain-containing protein-like. Gene Ontology annotation, biological process: cellular response to virus. Gene Ontology annotation, molecular function: protein binding. The annotation marks the transcript as partial. Gene Ontology annotation, cellular component: cytoplasm. The record is from RefSeq and is a predicted model, not a curated record. NCBI's taxonomy places the organism in Eukaryota, Metazoa, Chordata, Mammalia, Didelphimorphia, Didelphidae. The transcript has 5 exons.
GGUGCACCUACACAGGAAGAAUAUUCUACAACAAUGAAACCUUCCCUUCUGUGCUGGACCCUUGUCUCAGCUGCAUCUGCUUGCUGGGCUCCGUGGCCUGCUCCCCUGUGGACUGUCUCAUUUCCUGCACCUACCCAUUCCAUCCUGAGGGAGAAUGCUGCCCCAUCUGCCACGACUGUAACUAUGAAGGCAGGAAGGUAGGCAACGGGCAGGUGUUCUGGCUGGAGAAUGAGCCCUGCACGCGCUGUACCUGCCAGCUCGGGGAGGUGAGCUGUGAGAAGGUCACCUGCCAGCCAGCCUGCGCCGACCCUGGUCCAGCUUCACAGGAUUGCUGCUCCUCCUGCCAAGGGGUCUUGCUUCCUGUGGAAGGGACGCCUGAGCUCUCUCCACCUAAAACCGCCCGGAGCCCUGGAGAAGCAGCUGCGACCCCCCAGAACUGCAGCGUCUGUCCUGGAGCGCCCACGGCGGACGCUCGGAGUCUCCAGGUUCUGUCGAGAAAGAACACGUCCACCGUGGGGACUUUGCCCAUGGAGCCCCUGGGGCCGGGGCCCUCUCGCUCACCCCAGCAGCAGCCAAGGGCUGGUUUGGCCCCUUGUUCCUUAUCAGGGGCCUCGUGCCUUGUUCACUCUACCCCGGGAGCCUCUCAUCUACCUCCUACGUCCCCAGAGGUUCCUUCAUCUCUGCCUGCCCUGGCAGCGCCUUCCCUCCCACCGUCUAGGGUUCCAGGAACCCUCCAGGCCCGUUCGGCAUCUGAGGGGCUUUUGCUGCCCAUCGUCCAAAUGACAAAGUCUUCUGGGCCUGCUGAGACCAGGCAGGAGCCUUCCGAGCCCCCCACAGGCAGUUCUAGGCUUCCUGCGUCUUCUUCCAACACUGCUAGACUCUCUUCCUCCCCUACGGUUUCGCCCGGAUCUCCCUUGCAGAAGCCAACCGAGAAACCCUCCUCUGAAGGAGAGUGGAAUGUAUAAUGGGGUGUCCUUUGGAGGGCCGUGCCAGGGAGCCCUUGGGUGGGGGAGAAUGGGAGAGCGAGAGAGACAGAAAAUG